AUGGCGAGUCUCGCAACAUGCCCGCCCUUGACCAGAGAAUCGGUCUUUGAGGCACGAAAGCUCAUCCAGACUCAUGUUCACAAAACUCCGGUCCUCACAAACAAGACUCUCAGCCAAAUGGCGUCCACGCCGAGGGCAUCUUCUACCCUCGGUGACAGAAAGCCUGCCAAACCUAUCAUCAGGCUCUGGUUCAAGUGCGAAAACAUGCAGCGCAUAGGUGCUUUCAAAGCUAGAGGAGCAUUUCAUGCCAUUGAGAGACUCAAACAGGAACCCGGGUGGCUUGAUAAUGGUGGAAAGACCAAAGGAGUCGUUGGAUUCAGUGCAGGAAACCAUGCACAAGCAUUGGCACUGGCAGCCAGAGAGAAUGGCAUCACAGCGCACAUUGUGAUGCCAAGCACCACUCGCCCUUACAAAAUUGACGCCACAAAGGGAUAUGGCGCUAACGUUGUUGUCUGCGACCCCAAAGACCGUGAAGCUGUCGCGGCCAGGAUUGUCUCGGAAACAGGCGCUCGUCUCGUUCCGCCGUUUGACCAUCCAGACGUGAUUCUCGGCCAAGCAACUGUUGGCUUAGAGAUGCAGGAUCAGAUCGAGAGCCUCGAUGCCGUUAUCGCACCAUGCAGUGGCGGCGGUCUUCUUUCUGGCGUGGCAUUGAGCUGCGAGGGAACAAGAGUGAAGGUUUUUGGAGCCGAGCCUGAGUUUGAGGGCGCUGAUGACGGGCGUAGAGGCUACUAUUCAGGAAAGCGAGUUACUGAGGCCAGUACCAGAUUAAUUGCGGACGGUUUGAUCGGCGUCGUUGGAGCAUUUCUUUUCCUUCGAAAUUCUGAUCUUUUAGGAUUUGAUUAUCGCCUUUAA
Messenger RNA from Colletotrichum aenigma, 852 nucleotides. It is a transcript of the gene srr, whose product is annotated as putative serine racemase. The transcript is spliced from 2 exons. The coding region runs from base 1 to 852 and encodes 283 amino acids. The record is from RefSeq and is a predicted model, not a curated record. Gene Ontology annotation, biological process: D-serine biosynthetic process; pyruvate biosynthetic process; L-serine metabolic process. Lineage: Eukaryota; Fungi; Ascomycota; Sordariomycetes; Glomerellales; Glomerellaceae. Gene Ontology annotation, molecular function: pyridoxal phosphate binding; threonine racemase activity; D-serine ammonia-lyase activity.